Messenger RNA from Cynara cardunculus var. scolymus (artichoke), 652 nucleotides. RefSeq lists its product as uncharacterized. The transcript is spliced from 2 exons. The record is from RefSeq and is a predicted model, not a curated record. The coding region runs from base 31 to 555 and encodes 174 amino acids. Gene Ontology annotation, cellular component: chloroplast. NCBI's taxonomy places the organism in Eukaryota, Viridiplantae, Streptophyta, Magnoliopsida, Asterales, Asteraceae.
CACGAGUCUUCUUGUGAUUCACCACCACUCAUGUAUGCUUCAUUAUCCUUCCCUACUCUUUUCCCUCCCACUUCUCAUAAUGUCAACACCACUACAAUCUUCACACUUGGCCGGAAAAUUUUCUACCCCGAAAAACCUCCGAAACUCUUCGGCCGAAGCCAUCAAGUUUCCGGUACACGGUGUCGGGCUAGACGGCAAGUUAGGUUCGAAGAUGAAAAUGACGAAGAAUAUGAACACAAUGAAGAGAUAGCGAUGUUGGAAUUCUACAGUCAGGUCGCAAAGAACGAAGCACUUUUGGUUAAAGCAGUUGUGGACGAUGAAGAAGUCGAGAUUCUCGUCUUUAAGGGAUUCUCAUCAAGCUUGAGCUCAGGAACUUCUUUCGACCCGACAAGAAGCAUUCUUCCGGCGAAAGCGGUUAUAAAAUGCAUUGAUCGAGUUAAAGGCCCAUUUGAUCCAUCUAAUAUUGACUACAUCGAGAAGGAUUUGACAGUUGAAGCCUUUAAGACAGUUGUUCAAAAAAUAAAAGAGGUUCGGGAUAAUCUUCAAUCGAAUUGAUGAAACUCAAUUCUCAUUUACCAAUAGAAUUUGUAACGAUUACGGUUGUAAUUCAUUACUAAAUGAAAUUGACUUUUGCCUACGGAAAUUUUCUUUG